AAGUUUUGUAAUAAUAAAAAGGAAAAAAUAAUACAGUGUCAACGCCGCGUACAGACACGACGCUGCUCCGUUAUCGUUGUUGUUAUUGUCGUCGUCGUUGUGGUUGUUGUUGAUGUUUUUGUUGUGGCGGCUAAGACCAAUCGCCGAGCCGAGAUGGAACCACCGUUGGUCCAGGAUCCAAUAGUGGAUGAUUCCGCCUUGGCCCACCACCAUCACAAUCAUAAUCAUCGCGCAGACUUUGAAUUUUCGCACCACGACGAUGAUGCGCCAGAGCAGCAGCAGCCACCGCAGCUACCAAGCGACGAAUCAUCCUGUUCAGACAAAGAAUCCGACCCAACCGCAGCAACAGAAUCGACAGAAGAAGCAGCAGCAACAGUAACGACCGAAGCCAGCAGCUUGGUCCAGGAAGCGCCGCUCGAUAACGAUACCGACUGCUCGUCCUCGUUGCUCGACCAAGUGGAUUUGGGCCCAACAGCAGCAGCAGAGACCACGACGACGCUUCUCGUCGACUCGUCCACGACUGUAGCAGAAGCAACGGAAGCAGAAGAGGAAGAAAAGGCACCGCUGCCGAGUCCUUCCGCGUUGACGCUCGACACGAGCGAAAAUAACGGUUUGCCGCUAUCCGAGAGCAACAGCAACGACAGCAGCAGCGAGAAUCGUCACACGUGCGAUGACACGCUCCAGCAACAAACUACUAUGGGUAGUCUGUCUACGAAGAGCUAUUCCGAGGAAGACACGAGGCUAGAUUAUUCCGAGAGCGUCGAGAAUCCUCUGGACGCCGCAGUGCCGGACGCAGUCCAGCCAGCUCCGUCGUCGCCCAGCUGUCCACUGGAGAUGGCCCGAAGACGGCUGAACGAGGUCGGCUCGCCGACGCCGCAACAGACGACUACGACUGCGACGACAACGACAACGACGACGACCACACCGAAGAAGGACUUUCAGCCGUUCGGCGCCGAGGUCUCCGAGGAGAAGGCCCAGCAGCUGAAGAACUACGUGAAGCGUCUGUCGCCGAUACACGUGAGCCAGCGCGAGCGAACACUGGGUGAAAUAUCCCUCGGCAGUGCGGGCAGCAGCAGCAACAGUAGCGAGGCCGACAGUGCGGAAAUAAUCGCCCAGGACGAUGCCAGCAGUAGUGGUAGUGGUGCGCGAUUGGUGCAGGACGAGUGCGGCGUCGCUGUAGCCGGUGGUAGUGCUGGUGUUAGCAGCAGUAAUAGUGGUACGACGACAGCGAUGACGACUAUCGACAGCAGCAGCAGCAAGCCCAGCGAUCCGAGGAUGAGAGAUCAGUAUCAACUGCGACAGGUGGUGAUCAGGCUGACGCGGAUCGACCGAUAUCCGCCUUCGCCCCCGCCGCAUGCCAGCGGCAGCGAUCAGGGCCACGGCAGCAGCAGCAGGCCGCGCUCGCCCUUCUCCGAGACGCCCAUGUCGCCCGUCUGCCCGUACGGAUCGAGCCUGAUCGUCGAGCGCUGCGAUUCGCCCGGAUACAUCGAGAAUCGCGUCCUCGAUCAGACCGGCCGGACGGUCAGCCACCUCGAUAAUGGCAGCGAGCGGCAGCAACAGUACCAGCAGCAGCAAGCACACCAGCAGCAGCAGCAGCAGACACACCAACACAGCCCGCGCUCGGUCGUCGAGAAGCUCAGCGUCGGCGACGAGAUCACCUUCUCCAGUCCGGCUUCGCCCGCCACUGGCGCGUUAUUGGCAGCGGCGGGUACCAGCGGACUAGUGGCGCGCGUCUCGUCGCCACCCGCGACCAGCAGCAGCAGCAGCAACAAUUUCACCCUGGUGGGUGGCACGCCGCUCGAGGUGGCCUCCACUACGGCGGACUCGACGGCCUGCGUGCUGGCGUGUAUGGCCGCGGCCGGUGCCGAUCUGUCCUGCCAGCAUCAGGGUGGCCUCACCCAGGCGAUCAUCCAGCGACUGGACCAACCCUUGCUGCCAGUCGUCAGUAGCCAUCACCAUCAUCAUCAACAUCAUCAUCAUCAUCAUCAGACGACGACGUACACGAGCCACGUAGGCGCCGAUGACUCGUCGUCGCUGGUCUUGUCGUCCUCGUCGGCCGUGGGCGUGGGCGCCGGCGCGCUACCCGACGAGGUGCGCUCCGACGGCAGCGACUCCGGCCUCGGCAACGAGAUCGCGCGCGAGUGCGAGCUCGCCGAGGCCUGCCCGACGUCGAUGCCGUCCUCGGCGGUCACCACGCCGGACUUCGACAUAGCCGAGACCUCGUUCCUGGAUCGGAUACCCGACGACAUUCUCAACGUCAAGGAUAAGCCGAUGAGUCAGCUGUACGGCAGCAGCGGCGAGGUGUUGAAGUCACCGACGUUGCCAAUCACAAGCAGCAGCAGUACCAGCGGCGCCAUCAACAUAAGUCAAAAAGUACCGACGAAGAGCAGCUUGAAGAGGCGGCGCUUGGAGGUGGUCGACGACUGCAUCGUCGGCGGACUGGACGACGCGCAGUCGACGACGCAUCUGUCCGGCGCCAGCAGUCCCAAGAGGCCCAACGUCCAGCUGUCGACGUCCGCCGCGUCGUCGUCGGUCGCGGCCGCAACGGCGUCCACUUCGACGACGACGACGACCACGACGACGCAGCAGCAGCAGCAGCAACAACCCAAGAAGAAGCGCAACAUACAGUUCGACGCGGUCACGGUCUAUUACUUCCCCAGGGCCCAAGGCUUUACUUGCGUACCGUCCCAGGGAGGCAGCACACUGGGCAUGCACGCGAGGCACGAGCACAUGGAGAGGUUCUCCCUGUCCGAGCACGCCGCGGAGCAGCGCCGCAAUCAUCGCGCUCGUCUGGCCCAGCUGCGCUCGGAACGUCGCUCGGCGGCCAUCGUCGCGGCCGGCGUCGUGGGCCAGGAUGCGAGCGUUAGCGGCAUCAACGCCGACAGCGUCAACAAUCUCGACGUCGGCGCGCCUGGCGCUCUACUGGACGUAGUGAGCGGCGGCGUUGGCGACGUCGGCGUCAACGUUAACGUCAACGUCGAUGACGCGUCCGUCGGCAACAGCAGCAGCAGCAGCAGCAGCAGCAUGCUCGGCGGCGGUGGCGGAAAUGUCGGAGGCGACGCAGCCUCGGGCUCGGAGAGCCACAGCGACGACACGGACGACGAGCCGAGCGACGAGCACGAAGAGGAGGACCUCGACAUGGACAGCUACUACUUCUUGCAGCCGGUGCCCACCUGGCAGAGGCGAGCUCUGCUCAGGGCCUCGGGGGUGCGCAAGAUCGACUCCGUGGAGAAGGACGAGUGCCGCGAGAUCAGGGCCAGCCGCGAGCACUGCGGCUGCGCCUGCAAGGGCUACUGCGACCCGGAGAGCUGCCCCUGCAGCCGUGCCAACGUCAAAUGUCAAGUCGAUCGGCAGGGCUUCCCGUGCGGCUGCUCGCGCGACGGCUGCGCCAAUCGUUCCGGCCGCAUCGAGUUCAAUCCCAUCCGCGUGCGCACCCACUUCAUACACACGAUAAUGCGCCUGAAGCUGGACACGAACGAGGCGCAGCAGCGCGAGGAGAAGCUGCGCCAGCAGAUGAUGCACGAGCAGCAUCACGCCAGACUGGCGGCGGCGGCGGUUUCUCGAGCUCCGCAGCAGCUUCUCACGUCUUCCUCGUCCUCCGGCUCCACGGGGACGACCGCCAACUGCACGACCGCUGCCUCGUCGUUGAUGGACUCGUCGAGCGACUGCCUCGGCGCGGGCUUCACCAGUCUGCACUACGACUCGUCGGACAGCGUCUCGUCGCGGCCCGACGGCCUGGACCUAUACGCGAUGCGCGACGACUGCUAUCCCACGGCCGCAGGUGGUACCGGUGGCGGCGACGCGGACGGCCUCGGCGACACGGGACAGCGCGGCAAGCUGCAAUCCGACUUUUCCCAGGGUUUUCAGCAUUACGGCGUGACGGGACAGGGGUCGAGUCUGGGCUUUCAAUCCAACAUCUAUACGGAUUACCAUAGUUAUCAGAAUUUACCCUCGAUGUCCAGAUCGCCCUUUCAGAUGCAGUUCCCGGCCAGCCCGGGAUUUUCGCAUUACAGCACCACCUAUAGCCAGGACGCGACGUCCGUUACGAGCUCCACCAACAACUGCCAACAGACGCACUCGCUCAUGCAACACCAGCAACACCAGCAACACCAGCACCAGCACAACAACGUCAUCUACGACGCGCCUUUUGGCCAGGACGAGAUGACGGGGUCGCAGUACACAAAUCUCAACACGCUUCAGUCGAUGAAUUCGGUCGUGCCACAGAUGGGCAAGCUAGAUUCGUUCUCAGAACUCCUAUCUUCCAGAUACUCUUACUAUGGUAACUGCCUCGAAGCGCAACAGCAGCCACAGCAACAGCAUCUGCAGUCUCAGGAGGAACAGCAAGAACACCAUCAUCAUCAGCCGCAGUCGCAGCAGCCACCGCAGCCACAAUCGCACGAGCAAAUGCAGAUGCAACACGAGCAAACGCCACAGCAACAGCAACACUUGGAACAACUUCAGCAGCAGCAGCAUCAGCAGCAACAACAACAACAACAACAACAACAACAACAACAACAGCUGCAUCAAGUUUAUCACCAAGUCAACGGGACUAAACUAGAUCUAGCAGAUAAGCUGCAUCAUAAUAAUUCGCUCGAGCAGCAAGAGCAGCAGCAACAGCACAACGGGGACGAUUGCGAUGACAAUUUCGGUGAGAUCAUUAAAAAGUCCAUGGUCGAAACCGUCUCAGCCUAGAUGCGCUCGCAGCUGAGCGACACACAGCUGAUCUCGGCGACGGCGGCUCCUCCGAUAAAAACCGCUCGUGUCUCCGACAUGUUAUUUGUACAUUUUUGAAGAGUUGAGAGAAUUUUGAAAAAUGCCAGUUUUACUUGAUUGAGAUUCUUGGGAUUGAUUUUUCGACAUUCGUUGCCUUGAAUUGACGGGUUGUCUGUGCUCUGCAUUCGUGAUGCCUUACAAUUCUUCAACAGAACAUCAAGCGUAAUUUUUUUAGAUUUAUUUCUCGGUAAAACUUGUGCAAUAUACAUAUAUAGUAAUAUUAUUCAUUGAUUAUGCUGGUGCAUUAGUCAGUUUUGUAUGAUUACGAAAAAUCGGGAAAAAACGAAUUUUCUUGAAUUCCUCUCUGUAUCUGUGUUUAGUCCUGAUUGAUCGAUGUAAGUUACUUCAAUGGAAAAGUAAGCAUAAAUGUAUGUGUUCAAAUCAUUUUUGACUUGUACGUUUAAGUAAGUUUAAUUCGUUGUCAGAAAGUUUUCUGUGGUGUGGAAAGUGAAUAUUGUAAUCUUGUAAGUUGUUGUAUAUUUUUGCAAUACAUCAAUUUUAAUCGGCGCUAAGUACAGGCACAUUAGUUGAAUUAAUCUCUUAGCGAAUUUUGAGAUUCCAAUGAUGCGUUUGAACAAUAUCAAAAGAUAUUCAGCUUCGUACCUGAGUUUUCAAUCGUACAUGAAAUUUUGUGAAAAAUUAGCUAAACGAAUAUGAAUUUUGGAAUCUCAGGUGUAAGCAUAAAUAAAUGAUUUUAAAAAUAAAUUAACUGCGAAGCUCUGCUCCAGAGCACAAAUAGCGAGAGAGAAAACUUGAAAAGUUAUUGUUUUGUUCUAUGAUAUUGUGUUUUGGAACCGACAAAAUAUCAUACCUGAAAGUAAUAUUGUUCUGAACGACAGCCACGAAAGCAAUCACGAAAAAAUUAUUAAUACUGCGUCGUUCAGUUGACAAGAAACGAAGCUGCAUAAUUUAACAAAAAAGUAACUGUUCGAGAUUUUCAAACGUUCUAAAAAAAAUGGUGCGUCCGCCCGGGAUGGACGCAAUUACGUCGCACUGUGCUACUAUUCCAAUAAAUAAGACUUAUCGAAGUAUCGCAUGUAAGCGCUACAAUAACGGGCGAUUUUUAAAUGUUUGUAAUGGAACUAUUGACCAUUAGUUGAAAAAGUUUUUAGAUAAUUGAACAACGUAUUUAUGAAAUUGCGAAAAUUUCAGCGAAAUUGGAAAAAUAUUAUUCCAAAAAUAAUAAGAAUUCAACGAGGUUGUGACCAAAACAUUAUGGGAUCAGCUUAUAAAAAUGCAACAAUUAAUUUUAAAAAAAUUAAGUUUGGUAUUAUUUAAGUUUAAAACAUUUGAGUUUAUCAUGAAUUUUAUUUUAUGUGAUGAGAAUUAAAAAUUAAAUUUACGCUCGGGUCGCAUAAAGUUUUUGACAUAUUGUACAAAAAAUCACCAUUAUCCAAAUCAUGUAAAGAUGAGUCUGUAAGUGUUUGUUCGAUUUAUUUAACUGUACUUAACGGACCCUCUCAUUCAUGUAUCGAGAGAUAUCAAUGAAGAUGUCAUUUAACGCACAGUAUGUCAAAAAAAUUUGUACAUAGCGGAUUUGUUAUUUGAAUUUUUUCUUAUUUCAAAUCAAUUAUCGUAAUUAUAAAAAAAAAUGAAAUAAUUUACUGUCGUUACACCUAUAAAUGAAUUUGGAAAUUUCAUACAACCGUGUUUUCUUCAAAAGCUGACACCAAACUGCCUUUAGAAUUAAUUUUGUUAUGAGUUUCUUAACGUUUUUUUACAUUUUGUAACUUUUCCGUAAAUUUAAAGAUAAACAGCGUUAUAAACUAUUAGUGGACCAUAGUUGCGAAAAGUUUUAUUGACUUCUCGUAAAAAUUAAGAUUAUUGCAAUUUAUCCGAAAUGCAUUCGUUCAUUGUGCGGUGAAUAACCAUGAAAAUGUGUAAAAUCGUAAGAUUGAUUCGUUGCCUUGCUUCAUUAAUUUUCUAGCACGCUCUUUAUAGUAGUUGAACAAAUUUUUAAACGAAUCUAUAUUUAGCAUCCCGGGACGUUGAUCGCUAAAAUUCUUAAUUGACGCAAGUACUAAUUUAUAAGAAUAAAUUAAUGAUAUGAAUAGUGUUAAAUUUAUACAUACGAUAUUAUAUAUUAUAUCGGUCGUGUCAGUUCCCGAGUGUUUUUCCGGCGAAACACUUCCGUUUUUUAAUUGUAAGUACACAAUACCUCUGCGAUUCAAUCUUUUUUUUUGUUCGCAGAAAUAUGUAAAAACUAUUAAAAGUAGGCAAAUUACCGGUUUGGUUUCUAUUUGUUACUGAUAGAAUGUAAUAAUCUUUGGCGACUUGAAUCGAGUAUUUGCGUUAAAUAUAUGAUAAAAAAAAUUAUUGUACGAAGCGAGGAAUGUUGCGGCAUUCAAUUUAUAUGUAUUAGAACGAUGAAUUUGAGUUUUGCUUUUUAUGUAAUUCAUAGACCUUAGUAAAUGUGUUUGAUAAUUGAAUCAGGCGAAAAAAAGGCAACCUGACUUCUUUUUACUUUAUCAAUAAUUGGUACUACAUAUUUCACGAUUCAAAGCAAAUAAUCGGUCGAAUCAUACACAUUUACUAAAGCUCUUUCAAAAUUUGAGUUUAAAUAAUCAAACUAAAAAUAUAAAAUGAAAAAAAAUACAUAUACACUAUACGUAUGUAAGUAACUUUUAGAUUAUUUGAGUAAAAAAAGCAUGAAUAGUUUAUAGUGUUUUAUUAAAUGUUGUGAAAAAGUG
Trichogramma pretiosum is the source of this 7463-nucleotide messenger RNA. RefSeq lists its product as uncharacterized. NCBI's taxonomy places the organism in Eukaryota, Metazoa, Arthropoda, Insecta, Hymenoptera, Trichogrammatidae. The coding region runs from base 154 to 4692 and encodes 1512 amino acids. Gene Ontology annotation, biological process: regulation of transcription by RNA polymerase II. The record is from RefSeq and is a predicted model, not a curated record. Gene Ontology annotation, cellular component: nucleus. The transcript has 7 exons. Gene Ontology annotation, molecular function: sequence-specific DNA binding; DNA-binding transcription factor activity, RNA polymerase II-specific.